AUGGGUGAUGUCUUAAAGCAGUUUCUUUGGAAAUUGGGUAGUGGUGAUCAAAUACUAUUUGGGGAAGAUUCUUGGGUAGGUGAUGGAAUAACUCUUAAAGAUAAAUACCCAGAAUUGUAUCAAAUAUCCUCUCAAAAAUUUCAGACAGUGGAAAGCAUGGGGUCCUUUGGAGAAGCUGGUUGGGAGUGGGAAUUCUCACGGAGAAGAAAUCUUUUCGACAAUGAGUUGGGGAGAGCUUCAGCCUUUAUUGAACAGGCUACAACACUAAGCCCUAAUGCAGCUUUGAAGGAUUAUUGGGUGUGGGGAGCUGACCCAAAGGGAAUCUUUACUACUAGCACUGCCUAUCUUUGUAUUAAAGGUGAUCAGCCAAUUGGCCACCUAAAUCGUGGCUUCAGUCAGCUGUGGGAAAUCAAAGUACCUCCUAGAGCCCUAUCCUUUGCUUGGAGACUACUUUGGGAUAGGUUACCGACUAAGGAAAACUUAAUUAGAAGGCAAGUUGUAAUUGAAAAUGAUCUUUGCACCUUCUGCCAAAGCCAAGUUAAAUCUGCCUCUCAUCUCUUUUUCACUUGCAAAAAAUUUAUGCCAAUGUGGUGGGAGUUUAACUCUUGGGUCAAGGAAGACAGAGUUAUGCAUUGUAGGCCUGGGGACAAGUUCUCUCAGCACUUCUCCUUGGCUGGUUCGAGGGAUUCUAAUAGAAAGUGGAAGAUUUGGUGGAUAGCAGCUACAAUAUCUAUUUGGAACCUUAGAAAUGACAUCAUUUUUAAAAAUCAACCGUUUGUCAUCUCUAAGCUGGUGGAUAAUGCAAUCUUUCUCACCUGGUCUUGGUUGAGGGGGUGGGAAAAGGACUUUGUUGUUCCUUUUCAGCAAUGGUCCUCAUCUAUGUCUUUGGCCUUUACCUAG
This is a messenger RNA of Glycine soja, 900 nucleotides long. RefSeq lists its product as uncharacterized. The coding region runs from base 1 to 900 and encodes 299 amino acids. NCBI's taxonomy places the organism in Eukaryota, Viridiplantae, Streptophyta, Magnoliopsida, Fabales, Fabaceae. The transcript has a single exon. The record is from RefSeq and is a predicted model, not a curated record.